CGGAAGUAGCUGAUAGUAUUCAAAAUGGCUGGAGCUGAUGGAGACGAUUCUCUCUACCCUAUUGCAGUACUCAUUGAUGAGCUACGGAAUGAAGAUGUUCAGUUGCGGCUUAAUAGCAUCAAGAAGUUGUCCACCAUUGCAUUGGCACUGGGUGUGGAGAGGACACGUACAGAGUUGCUCCCCUUCCUAACUGAUACUAUCUAUGAUGAAGAUGAAGUUCUCCUUGCACUUGCUGAGCAGCUGGGCAACUUCACCAUGCUGGUUGGGGGUCCUGAAUAUGUCCAUUGUCUACUGCCUCCACUGGAGAGCCUGGCUACUGUGGAGGAGACAGUGGUGCGUGACAAGGCUGUUGAAUCCUUGCGCAAGAUCUCCCACGAGCAUUCACCUGUGGACCUGGAGGUGCACUUUGAGCCCCUUGUGAAGCGUCUGGCCAGUGGUGACUGGUUCACCUCACGCACCUCUGCCUGUGGCCUCUUCAGUGUCUGUUACCCCCGUGUCUCCAGCACUGUCAAGGCAGAAAUUCGGCAGCACUUCCGCACGCUGUGCUCUGAUGAUACCCCCAUGGUGCGCCGUGCUGCUGCUUCCAAGCUAGGUGAAUUUGCCAAGGUCCUGGAGCUUGAGUAUGUGAAGAGCGACAUCAUCUCACUCUUUACUGCAUUGGCCUCCGAUGAGCAGGACUCUGUUCGGUUGCUAGCUGUUGAAGCUUGUGUGAGCAUUGCCACACUGCUUCCUCAAGAGGACCUAGAGGCCCUGGUGAUGCCAACACUACGUCAGGCUGCUGAGGACAAGUCAUGGAGAGUACGCUACAUGGUGGCUGACAAGUUCUCAGAGCUCCAGAAAGCUGUGGGCCCAGAGAUCACCAAGAAUGAUUUGGUGCCAGCCUUUCAGAACUUGCUGAAGGACUGUGAGGCUGAGGUCCGUGCUGCAGCAGCAAAUAAGGUCAAAGAGUUCUGUGAGAAUUUGCCAGAAGACAGCAGGGAGACCAUCAUCAUGAGCCAUAUUCUCCCCUGUGUGAAGGAGCUGGUGUCUGACACAAAUCAGCAUGUGAAGUCUGCCCUGGCCUCUGUAAUCAUGGGUCUCUCUACCAUUCUGGGCAAAGACAACACCAUUGAGCACCUGCUACCCUUGUUCUUGGCCCAGCUUAAGGAUGAGUGCCCAGAGGUGCGUCUGAACAUCAUUUCCAACUUGGACUGUGUCAAUGAAGUCAUCGGGAUCCGCCAGCUGUCCCAGUCACUCUUGCCUGCUAUUGUGGAGUUGGCUGAAGAUGCCAAGUGGAGGGUGCGGUUGGCCAUCAUUGAGUACAUGCCUCUGCUGGCAGGGCAGCUGGGUGUGGAGUUUUUUGAUGAGAAGCUGAACUCCCUCUGCAUGGCGUGGCUUGUUGACCAUGUUUAUGCCAUCCGAGAGGCAGCCACUUGUAACCUGAUGAAGCUGGUCGAGAAGUUUGGAGCAGAAUGGGCCCAGAACACUAUUGUCCCCAAGGUGCUGGGGAUGGCCAAUGACCCCAACUACUUGCACAGAAUGACCACUCUGUUCUGCAUCAAUGCACUGUCUGAAGCCUGUGGACAGGACAUCACCACCAAGCAGAUGCUGCCUGUGGUUCUCAAGAUGUCCAAUGACCAGGUGGCUAAUGUGCGUUUCAACGUGGCCAAAUCCCUGCAGAAGAUUGGCCCAGUGCUGGAUAGCAAUGCCCUUCAGACAGAGGUCAAGCCAGUGCUGGAGAAACUUGCCACAGAUCAAGACAUGGAUGUGAAAUACUUUGCCCAGGAAGCCAUAAGUGUUCUUGCCCUGGCCUAAAUUACCUGUUUGACUUUCUGCUGAAGAUACAACACAUGGCCCACAACAUACCGCACUGUAUUUAUUGAUAUCCAGGAUCAACUGGCUGCUUAUAGAGGAAAAGUUUUUAAGCUGUAUAAAUGUUUUCCUCCCAUCUUUGCUUUUGGUGGUAGUGGAUGUUCAGAGGAAGCAGAUGAGUUUUUGUUUUGGCCUUUUUUUUUUUUUUUUUUUUUUUUCCUCUUCCCCUCCCCCCUCUCUUAUUGGCAGUGCUUGCUGUAUAUUACUGCAUAUAGCAGAAAAUGAGCUCAGUAAAUUUUUGUGGACUAUGAUGUCUGUACAAACACACAUUUCACCCAUUUACUUCACAUUGCUGCUGUCUGUCCUUUCAGCAUGGAUGUUUGUGUUACUUCUAAGCCUGAUGUCUCCUGACAGUUUGACCCCCGGCCAAAAUUUUCCAUCUUUUUCAUUGUUCUCUGUACAUUUAUGUUGAGGAGCUUCCCUGGCAUGCCUAGGGGAAGGCUGUUCUACUCCCCUUUUUUUUUUUUUUUUUUUUUUUUUAAAAAUCAUGUCCUACAAGCUGCCCUCCAAUUGGGGAGUGCAACUUUUGAGAGACAUGAACACAGCGUGGAAGAGAUGGGAUGAGUAACAUGAGAUCGAUUUUUGUUCUUGUGUGUUUGGAAAGCUUUCUGUUGAUCACAUGUCUGCAUAUUCUUCUCGGUAAAAUGCAUAUUUAAUUCUGAUACUCAGCCCUUACCCCCCUGCCAGCUGUCAUGAUUCUUUUGUGAUCUGUGCACAAAGGAACUUAAAACAAGGGACCAUCACAUGUUGCUGUUUUAGGAUAUUUUAAACUUUGUGCCCUCUAGUAGGACUGUAGAUUUAAUGCCAGGAGGCCAGUGGCCUGACUGUAUGCUAUUAAUCUUUAAUCUUGGUCAUUAUGGGGUAUUAACUGUAACUUCCCUCCCUUCUUGUGCCAGUGGCUGUUGUGGAAAAAGUGGAUUCAGUUGAACUGUUUCUCAUUCCAAUGUAAGGGACUUCCUGUCUUCAAUCUGUAAAAGUUUAAAAAAAAAAAAAGGAAAAAAAAAAGAAAACCUUGCUUUUUUUUUUUUUUCUGUAAUGUCUGAAAUUCUCAGCACCAGUGGGCCGUGUGCAUAUGUGUGUUGGCAUGUGAUCAUUUUAUCAUGUAAAACAUUAACCCAACUGCAGCAAAAGAGGAGACAAUUAUCAGUGUGACAUUCAUUUGGGUGCUGGGUAUCACUGCAUGUUGGAUGUAGCAGGAGGGUAGAUUAAUGUCAGCAUUCAUAAACUAACUUGCUUGCUUUCUCUUGCUGUUUGGCGCAUUUGAAAUGUUUUAGAAUUUAAACUAAAUCUUGUUCUGUGUCACUAGAAUGUGUUGCUUUUAUAUUGAAUGACACCCCCUUUAAGAAAAGACUCACUGUACUGUAGGGGGAAAUUAAUAAAGUAAUGAAAUGUU
Messenger RNA from Scleropages formosus (Asian bonytongue), 3244 nucleotides. It is a transcript of the gene ppp2r1ba, whose product is annotated as protein phosphatase 2, regulatory subunit A, beta a. Lineage: Eukaryota; Metazoa; Chordata; Actinopteri; Osteoglossiformes; Osteoglossidae. The transcript has 15 exons. The record is from RefSeq and is a predicted model, not a curated record. Gene Ontology annotation, molecular function: protein phosphatase regulator activity; protein binding. Bases 25 to 1794 code for a protein of 589 amino acids. Gene Ontology annotation, cellular component: protein phosphatase type 2A complex; nucleus; cytoplasm. Gene Ontology annotation, biological process: protein dephosphorylation.